Molecule: messenger RNA, 1149 nt
Organism: Serendipita indica DSM 11827
Lineage: Eukaryota; Fungi; Basidiomycota; Agaricomycetes; Sebacinales; Serendipitaceae
Source: the annotation of a GenBank genome assembly
AUGCGCUCUAUUCCUCAUUGGCAACCGACUCAUACCACACCCAAUCCCCACGAGCGUCCUCGCAUUACAAAAUGGGUCAGCGGUACGCCUCCUCCAAAAUUCUCUAUCGACCUCGACCGCCCACAAACGGAGAGAUGGGAUGAAGUCUUGAAAUGGGGUAGAGACACGCUCCGACGGGUCCUCAUGAGUCCCACAUACACAACGGUGCGGGAUUUUCCGUACUAUUUCAGAGGCAAUAGCAGCAUUCUUCGUACAUUCGAGCGUCAGCGCUGCUUCUCCGACGACCAGUAUAACGAGAUGAAAGCGAUAGCCAACCUGGUGGAGGCCCCUUUUGACAAGCUCCUCGAGUUCAACCAUUUCAUCAACUCGCUCUUCUCGUGUGUAAGUGGAACCGUCCCAUCAAGCGAAACUGGUAGACUACUCCACUUUCGGACGCUUGAAUGCGGAAUUGGAUUGCCAGAACUCCUGAUGGAGGCCCACUACACCCGAAAGGGAGAAGUAGUCGCCAAAGCGAUUCAUCACUUCGGCCAUGUCUGCUUCACCACGGGCGUUCGUAAAGGAUUUUCGUUAUCCCUCAACUCGAACCUUGUCUACUCCAUUAGCCCUGGCAAAAAGAACUCGUUGAGCCGGUGGCUCUUCAACGAUCCGUGGACUAUCGUCACUCGCAAGCUCCUCCUUGGACGGGAAUGUCCAAGCCUACCAGACGCUGUCAAGCAGAUGGCAUUGCGGCAUCCUCCCAGUAUCUUUCCCGUCUUCUGUGAUGGGUACACUGCGACUGGUAUCAAAUACGACGGCCUCUUGCCCUCUGCCUUCACCGUGUCAGAAGAACAUCAGAGUAUUGUGGUCGGAAACCAUUUCGACCUACCACAACUCCCACCUGGUAUAUCAGUGACUCAGUUCGAAGAGAUGCUGUUCAAAGCCAACAAAUUCCUGGCUACUGAACGCGCAGAGAGCCAGAAACGGGUGAAUGCGAUAGAACAGUAUAUCCUACGGACAUUUCAGAGGCCUGGUCCCACUGGUGUCACCGUCAAGGAGCUCAGCACCUGGUUAACCCGUACACCCGUCAAAAACAGCGCGACGCUCAUGGCCUGCAUCAUGGAUCCAGCCGAAGGUAACAUCCUCUGGUCGGCAGCCUACCAAGUAUCUUAA